Molecule: messenger RNA, 2172 nt
Organism: Heterotrigona itama
Lineage: Eukaryota; Metazoa; Arthropoda; Insecta; Hymenoptera; Apidae
Source: the annotation of a GenBank genome assembly
AUGGAAAGGAAGAUGAGGCCAAGCCUGCCGUUAUCGUCGAUCGUCGUUCCAACCUUUUUUUCGUCUAGCACCGAUAAAUUCGGUGGCGAUAAAUCUAGGGCGCGAAUCGAUUUCGCGGAGCAAAAACGUGGCUAUAAAUGUCCCGGAGAGACAAGAUUCCGGAAAAGCAACGUGGACGUCUCCGCAAAGGGACAGAGAGGGGGGGAGGGGGUGGAGGAAGGAGAUAGAGAGAAAAUAGAAAAAACGGGGUUGGGGCAGGCAGGCAGGCAGGCAGGCAGGCAAAGCUGUAGAGAGCACAAGAGAGGGCAAAAUAGACGACGUCAGUUUUCGAGACGUCAGUUUCAAAGAAUAGUCCCAAGUUUGGGGCGGACGAGGGUCAUCGCCGUCGCGAGGAGGUUAUCGACGAAUCCGGCCAAAGGGGGAUCGGGAAAACCGGGAAGAGGAGGAUGGCGUCGUUGCUGGGCGUACGGGUUCGCGGCGUUGCUGAGCGUGGCGACGUUCCUGCUGUUUUGGUGCACGAGCGCGUACCGCGACGCGAUUCUGUGGAACCUGGAGCUGCGGAACGGAACCCGGUCGUUUCUGCUGUGGCAGCGGCCACCGGUCGGCCUGCAGAUCAACGCCUACGUCUUCAAUUACACGAACGUGGGUGAGUUCGAGAGCGGGAGCGCGAGGAAGCUGAGGGUGCAGGAGGUCGGCCCGUUCGUCUAUCGGGAGAGCCUUAGCCGGGCGAACGUCCAACUGCACGAGAAUCGAACGGUGACGUAUCAAGAGAAGAGGAGCUUCCAGUGGAUCUCCGGAUUGUCCGAGGGGCAAACGGUGAUCGUGCCGAACGUGUUGCUCAUGUCCGCUCUCGCCUACUCGCGAGACCUGAAUUACCUGCUGCAGCUCGGAUUCACGGUGCUGAUGACCGGGCUCAAGUUACGCGCCAAACAACCGUUCCUCCAGCUCUCGGUCGGCGAGUACUUUUGGGGCUACGAGGACGAGCUGUUCGAGAUGGCCAAGCGAUUCUCACCGUUGAAGCAAUCCCUGCCCUACGACAAGUUUGGAAUUCUAGCCUUCAGAAACGGCUUGGACGCGGAUCGCAUCACGAUGCACACGGGAGCCGACGACCUGGGCCUGAUCCAGCGAAUCAACGGUCACGAGAGUUACUGGAUCUGGGGCGACGAGAAGUGCGAUCGAAUCUACGGCACCGACGGCAGCAUGUUCCCACCGAAUUGGAUCCAACAACGACCAAACGCCACCAUCUACGUCUACGCGAAAGAGUUUUGCAGGCAAUUGCCUUUUCGUUACGAGCGUCGCAGCUUCUCCAACGGCAUUCCUACCUUGAGGUACAAAUUACCGAGCAACGUAUUUACGUCGACUAGCAACAAAGACUCGUGUUUUUGCCCGAAGGAAUCGUACGAUUCAGUCAGCAGAAUAUGCCCUCCGGCCGGCACGUUCAACAUAUCCGCCUGCAAAUUCGGCACGCCGUUGAUCGUCUCCUUUCCUCACUUUUACUCCGGCGACGAGUCGCUGUUCCAGAAGAUCGAGGGAUUAACGCCUCGACAGGACCGUCACGAGAGCUACGUCGACCUCCACACGCAUUUGGGCGUCACGGUGGCCACCAGAAUGAGAUUUCAGCUGAAUCUGGAGGUACGAAAAGCGGUUGGCAUGCCGUUCUCCGGCAAUCUCGAGGACGGCUCGAUCCUACCGUUGAUCUGGGUCGACACCGUGAUAGACGACCUACCGGAAUCGAUUCGCCAGGCGCUUUAUCUCAGUCACUACUUGGUGAACGCCGUCGAGGCCGGACUUCAAUGGUGCAGCUUGAUCGGUGUCGUCAUCUCGUUCGGCGCUUUCCUCGCAGCCUUGAGAAACCAGCAAGAAGAAUCGAUCGCCAAAGCAACGAAACCCACGGUCGACCGUCCUCGAUCCCUCGAGCUCGACCGGCUUUGACAUCAUCCAUCCAUCCAUCCACCCAAAAAUCGAUACCACCGAUACCCCCUGUGUGCGUUUCGACGCGCGCACUUGCUUCUCGUCUUGUCUCGUCUUAUUUUUCCCUGAGAUCGUCUCUGUUGUAUUAUAUAUCGCGUCGCAUCGCAUCGUACAGUAUCGUUGUGUCGUAUCGUACGUUAUCCAGAGGAAUGCAAGGGGAAAACAAGGACGAGCGAAGUUUUCUUUUUUUUUUUUUUUUUU